UUUUGUUAGUGUUUUAAGCCAGACAGGGAGAGAGAAGGGAGAAGAAUCUCGCGAGAGACAGAAAGGGACGAUUAUUGGUUGGUGAAAUUUAGAGCAUUUUUGGGAAUUGGGUAAACUUUUCGAUGGCGACUUCGAAGCUUCAAGCUAUUUGGAAUCACCCUGCCGGACCUAAAACCAUUCAUUUCUGGGCACCAACGUUCAAGUGGGGUAUUAGCAUUGCCAACAUUGCAGACUUUGCCAAACCUCCAGAGAAACUUUCCUAUCCUCAACAAAUCGCGGUUACAUGCACUGGUGUUAUUUGGUCUCGUUACAGCAUGGUAAUCAAUCCGAAAAACUGGAACCUCUUCAGUGUUAAUGUUGCUAUGGCAGGGACAGGCAUAUACCAGCUUGCUCGUAAAAUAAAACACGAUUAUGCAACCGAAGCUGAGCCUGCCGUUGCGAGCGAAUGAUUAUGAUGACGAAGCUGAGAUUUCUAAAGGAAACUGGAUAUCAUCUUGCUUCUGUUUGAAAAUCUAGUCUCAAGAUAUAUGAUUUUCUUUAAAUUCCAAGAUCUUCUGAUCGGAUCACGAUUAUCAUUUCCAAGGUUUUUUAAGUAUUCCUGUUUGACAUUUGUUCAAAUGAUAAAGGAGGUCAAAAAGUUCCCUUCAUAUGCUGCUUUUAAAGUAAAUCAUCAAGUACUCCACAGACAAAUUAAAUGUUCUGAAUGUUGAAUCAAAAUAAAAUUCAGACAAAAAGACAAGAAUCUCCUAUGAAUUGAAUGAUCAGUCUGAAUCAAUGAGUCAUUUCCAUUAACAUCAAAAGGAAUAAGCCAUGGGGUUACAGACCAAAUCAAGGAUCUGCGUCCAUAUCUAAUGACUGCUUUGUUCUUUCUGUAAUGUCUUUCUUCCUAAUUGAUAUUGAGAGUUGAGGGUGAGGAACCAAAACAAUGCACCCAGUUUAUCAUUCUUC
This is a messenger RNA of Arabidopsis thaliana (thale cress), 948 nucleotides long. RefSeq lists its product as uncharacterized. Lineage: Eukaryota; Viridiplantae; Streptophyta; Magnoliopsida; Brassicales; Brassicaceae. The transcript is spliced from 5 exons. The coding region runs from base 123 to 449 and encodes 108 amino acids. Gene Ontology annotation, cellular component: mitochondrial inner membrane. Gene Ontology annotation, biological process: pyruvate import into mitochondria. The record is from RefSeq and is marked reviewed.